GUAUCACUCGGGCCGAGCGGAAGUCGGUCGGGUUGUUUCGGUCAUUUCCUCCCGUUAGCCUGGUCGUCUUGGUUUAAAAAUUUAAUCUCCGUGAAGUGAAGCGAGAGAAGAAAACAUCUUAGCGUCGUUUCUGUCGACGGGCUGUACCGUCAUGGCAGAGGAGAGGCGCGUUUAGGCAGGAGACAAACAUCAACUCUGGACAGGAUCCUGAUCACACUGCAGACACCAUGAGGUGACGACUGUGAAAUCUUGUACUUUUUUUUUUUGCCAACGUGAACAUAUGGCAAGGAUCACUUUUUCCUGCCUGCCGGCCUCCUGGUACUGCAGCGUGUCCCUGCUGUCUCUGGGCUGUGCUCCCAGGCAGAGGCUGCUGCUCCUGCUGAUACUCUUCAUCACUUCUGCCACCCUCCUCCUGGGAACCUACCAGAGGCAGCUAUGGGGCUCGCAGCGACGGCCCAAGGCCCGAGUCAACAUGUACCUCUCCCUCGCAGAGUCCAUGGAGGCCACUGACGUUCUCAACCCUGCUCUGAAUUACGGGAUCGUGGUGGACUGUGGCAGCAGUGGUUCUCGGGUCUUUGUGUACUACUGGCCGCCACAUAACGGGAACCCUCACACCCUGCUGGACAUCAGACAGAUGAAGGACCACGACCGCAAACCAGUCGUCAAAAAGAUCAAACCUGGUAUCUCCACCCUGGCGAAGACACCGGCACAGGCCAGCGACUACCUCCAUCCUCUCCUCAGCUUCGCUGCUGCUCACGUCCCACAGAACAAACACAAAGAGACACCACUUUACAUCCUCUGUACUGCUGGCAUGAGGCUGCUGCCAGAGAGCCAGCAGGCAGCCAUCUUAGAAGACCUGGUCACUGAUGUUCCCCUGGAGUUUGACUUCCUGUUUUCCCGUUCCCAUGCUGAGGUCAUCUCUGGGAAACAGGAAGGAGUGUAUGCAUGGAUUGGCAUUAAUUUUGUGUUGGGCCGGUUUGAUCAUGCUGAUGAGGAGGAUGCCACAGUUGAAGUAACAACAGGGUCUCAGAACCAGCAGCCAAUCAGCAGGCGGCGCACAGUGGGCAUCAUAGAUAUGGGUGGAGCUUCCUUGCAGAUAGCCUAUGAGGUGCCCAGCGCCAUCACCUUCAGUUCACCACAGGAAGAGGAGGCAGGGAAGAGCGUCCUUGCAGAGUUUAAUUUGGGUUGUGAUGUUGAGCACACACAACAUGUUUACAGAGUGUACGUCACCACGUUCCUCGGCUUCGGAGGAAACAUGGCCAGGCAGCGUUACGAGGACCAGCUGGUCAACAACACGCUGGCAAAGAACAGGUUUCUGACCACGCAGACAGGCCUGAACGAAGACAAGCCAUACCUGGAUCCCUGUCUGCCAGCCGGUCUGUCAGACACAGCUGUGAGAGAUAACAACACGUUAUACUUGCGGGGUCAGGGUGACUGGACGCGGUGUCAAGAGGUCGUUCGACCCUUCCUGGGCCUUCACAACGGCACCAUGUCACCAGGGGGCGUAUACCAGGCUCCUAUCAACUUUAGCAACAGUGAGUUCUACGGCUUCUCCGAGUUUUUUUACUGUACGGAGGACGUGCUGAGGUUGGGAGGACAGUAUGACAGCGAGAAAUACUCCCGAGCUGCUAUGGACUUCUGUUCCACCAAGUGGUCGACACUGAAACAGCGUCUGGACAAUAAACUUUUUUCUCAGCAGGCCGACCUCGGCAGACUUAAGUAUCAGUGCUUCAAGUCUGCCUGGAUGUACGAGGUGUUGCACUCAGGCUUCCGUUUCCCCACCAACUACGCGAGUCUGAAAACAGCCCAGCUAGUUUAUGACAAGGAGGUCCAGUGGACUCUGGGAGCCAUCCUGUUUAAAACCCGCUUCCUGCCUCUCAGGGACCUGCGGCAGGAAACAUUGCGGCAGAGCCACCCCAGCUGGCUGCGCUCCUCCUUCGUCUACAACCACCACCUGUUCUCACUCUGCAUCCUGGUGGUGGUGCUGGCCAUCCUGCUUUACAUCCUACGCCUGCGCAGGAUCCACCAGCGAGAGCAGCGGCAGGCCGAGGUCUUGAACCUCAUCUGGGCUGAGGAGGGAGAAGCCCUCCUUCCCUGAAAGAUACGUCUGUGAUGGGGCAUUACACACCGAUAUCCCGCAGGGUCUUUUGUCCUCCAUGACAUGUUUGGCUUUUGGAACCAAUCCACAAUACAAAAACUAAGUAAUGUGAGUAUGGAGGGCAAAUACACAACCUGGAACUCACUCACCAGCCGAGGGUGUGACUUCGCCUAUGAGGACAUAUGGGAAGACCCAUAUAUUUUAUUGUGGGGAAAGACAUCACAGUACAGAGACACUUUAAUGAGCCUGGAAAUCAAACAGCUCUGUACAUUCUUUGAUCGUGCAGCUUUAAACACAGAGCCAAUCUCAGGCUGGAAAGAUCUUCUCUGUGUUUACUUACUUCUCUGUAAGACUAUUUUAGAAAAGAGGAAUCAGCUCGGCAGAGUUCGUACCUCAGAUCCAAAGCCAUGUUUCAGCUUUGUCUAAUGGGUAGUCUGGACAGUUAUCCUGGAUUCAGUGGGUUGAUAAGUGCUGAACAAGAAGACAGAGGUGGUAAUACUCUCCAACAAAGGAUUAUGGAUUUGAAGACUUGUAUUUUAGCUGUCUGAAGGCGCAGCAGAAAGAAAAGCAGCCCAUCCACCCAAUUAGGAUUCAUAUAUUUCUUUCCACGAAGAAGCCAUAUUAGUCGGUCUGUUCACAGUGAAACGCAACCAGUUCUAUGGCCAUUCAUCACGACAUGACAGCCUCGCUGUACUUUCAGGCUCUGUUUAUGUCAUUUAUUAUGGCUGAUAGAGAUGGGGAAUAUUCCCGUGUUGUCACUAGAUACAAGACUCAUUUGAUGAAUAAAAAUGCAUUGCAUUGACAAUGCACUCAUUUUAUAUAACAAUAUACAAUUUGUUGUGCUGUAACAGGAGUGUGAUGGAACCUUCAGCAUGCUAAUUUUACUUCAUUUUUUAUAUUAAAACGUUAAUUUAUCUUCAAGUACAGCAGAGUUUAACAGUCCAAACCGAGACUGGAGAAAGCCGGGCCUGAAAAUUGACAUUUAUGCCACUUGUGAAGAAGAUCUGGAUCCUUGUUUUUUAGUUAUCUGCCAGAGAUUGUAUGACUUCCUAAACGUAAUAUUGCAUCACUGGUGCUCCAAAUAUUUCUUGUGCACGUGACCCUUGAGUGUCAGAUGACAGAUUUAAACAUGACAUUCCCACCUCCAGACAGAAAAAUCAAAAGUGAAGAAGUUGUCGAGUCGAAUUUUCUUUCACCUUGAAUCUCCAAAUACUUCUUUCACCACCGUCUAGCAGUGGAAAUGUUCACACCCCUGAAGAGAUUCAGCAUCGCACUUUGGUGCGGGGUGAUAUCGCGGCAUGAGUGCAGCAGUUCAUUUCUGCCAUCAAAGAUAUUGUUUUAUCUUCUCCUCUGUUCGUCCCGAUGGGAUGACUUCCUCGAAAGCAAUCCUGCAACACCGAUGAUGUCAGCUGCAGAGCUCAAGCCCUCAGAUUGUGCUUUGAUACUUGAAUGCCACUGUUAUCCUGCCAAGACCCCAGUCCAGCACAGAUUUCUAUCAAAGGAACGACAGAGCCAAGAGGCAUUUUAGCCUGAAAUAAGCAGAGAGACCUGCUCAGUGUUUAGAUGAAGGUGCUGAAAGCAGAUUAAGACCCCAGAGGCCUGAUUCAGGCAGAUGCUGUCUGAUUUCUGAAUGCAAUAACUCCAUGAAAGGGAAGAAGCUCUCAUGCCACUGGCUUAAAUGAAUGCUUGUGUGUUUAACAUUUAAGGUUGUUUUCAAAAUGAAAAGCCAUUUUUGAGUAAAAAAAAAAAAGCCUUACCAUGAAGGUUUUUAUCAGUUUUUGCAGUCGUUGUAUUUCAUAGUUGUAAAUGGAGCCACUGUUUUUUUUGUUUUUUUGUUUGUGAGUCUUGGCAUUGUGAUAUGUGUUGACAGACUGCUACAGGUGUGCAUGGAACCAUGACAAUGCAAACAUGGGUGAGCAGCACCUGGUGAAACUUCCUGGAAAGUUAAAUAACGUGUCGCUCCCACAGUGGGAGAUUUUUUUUUUUUUUAAUGUUCAAAAGUCUCGUUUGUAAUUGAACUCACUUUUUAGUCAGAGCUGCGGGACCUCGUUCAUCAAACUAAACUCCAUUGUUCUCAAAGAAAAAGCUGUUUUGUAACCUGUACUGUGUUGCUCAUUUAAAUGUCGUUCAAAGAGAGGAGGGAACUGUUUGUCAGCUUUCUGUAAUUUGAAAAAUGUGAUUCUGCUUGUAUAUGUGCAUAUGUGCACGUACUUGUUCUCCUUUCAUUCCCAUUCGUCCCGUCGCAGAUGAGUUGUGACAGGUCGUCGCCUAACUGUCAGUAUGUGUUUGUAACCUUCCUCUCCUCGUGUGUACUUCCACUUGCGAAUCCUGCAGCAGUAAGACGAGUUUCUGAUGCAGCAGCCAAAUGUCUGCCAGCGAUUUCUGUAUUAUUUCUGAUGCCGCCAUACACAGCUUACACUGUGAGGUAACCGUGGACCUCCUUCUGGUUUAUCCUGAUGUGGUUUCCGGGAUUUCUGCUGCUCCUCUGAUGUUUUGACUCCUGACAUUUGGGACCAAUGAUUGAGCGAGUCUUUCCCAUGCUGGGCACUGUGCAAUGUUGAACAGUAAUUCACUGAAGGGGACACUUGACUUUGAUGUUUUUAAUUAAGGUACCUUUUAACAUCAAUGUGAAUAGAGACAAUCCAAUAAAGGAUCUUUUUGUAAUAAAAAACUGUUUUGAAUCUU
This is a messenger RNA of Larimichthys crocea (large yellow croaker), 4783 nucleotides long. Its product is annotated as ectonucleoside triphosphate diphosphohydrolase 7. Gene Ontology annotation, biological process: CTP metabolic process; UDP catabolic process. The record is from RefSeq and is a predicted model, not a curated record. The transcript has 14 exons. NCBI's taxonomy places the organism in Eukaryota, Metazoa, Chordata, Actinopteri, Sciaenidae. Gene Ontology annotation, cellular component: membrane; Golgi apparatus. Gene Ontology annotation, molecular function: GDP phosphatase activity; ribonucleoside triphosphate phosphatase activity; UDP phosphatase activity. The coding region runs from base 281 to 2098 and encodes 605 amino acids.